Messenger RNA from Darwinula stevensoni, 1034 nucleotides. NCBI's taxonomy places the organism in Eukaryota, Metazoa, Arthropoda, Ostracoda, Podocopida, Darwinulidae. The record is from the annotation of a GenBank genome assembly.
CGUGUGGCACGGCAUAUGGCGGCGACGUCAAGCGAGCAGCCGCGAAGUGAAAGUUCCACCACCGGUUGCAAAAUAAUUUCACAAACGCUCCCCUUACAGUGUUCCUUACAUCAGGCCUAAUUUUAUUAAAAGCAAAGCCUUGCCUUAGCCUAAGCUUGCGUUGCGUUUAACGUGAUACUCAUGGCUGAAUAUAUGAAAGCGAAAGGGGGUAAACUGAAGCUGAAGGGAGAGAAGACUCACAAGCACAAGAAGCACAAGAAGAGGAAGCAUGGGGAUGAAUCUGAUGCCACAUUAUUGGACUCCAAGGAAGAAGAGAAAGACAAAGAAUCACAUGGUGGAUGGUGGUGUGUCCAGGAGUUUGAAGACAUAUCUGGACAAAUUUGCAUUGAGAUGAAUCCUCAUUCUUAUGUGAAGGCUCUUGAUAAUGGCCUCUUUGUUGUUGGACCACCCCAUCCAGAAGGGGAGGGCCCAUCCCCAGAAGAAAUUUUGAGUGCUAUCAAAAUUGACGAUUCUAGAAUUGCCUUGAAGUCUGGGUAUGGCAAGUAUCUUAAACCCGAUAAAGAUGGUGCUGUCACAGGCAGAUCAGAUGCUGUGGGUCCCAUGGAGUACUGGGAACCUGUCUUCCAGGAAGGGAAGCUGGCACUCCUGAGCCAUCUUCAGAAGUUCCUCUCAGCUGACGAGGAAGAUAAUAUUGUGGCAAAAAGCCAAUCGGCAAGUGUGAAUGAAGUAAUAAAAAUCCGAAGUCAGCUACAGAAAGAGGUUGUAAAUCCCAAUGAACCACCUGUAGAAGAGAAGGGCAACUUGAAACAAGUGGAGAUCAAUUAUGUGAAGAAAUUCCAGAAAUUUCAAGACAAAAAGCUGAGGAUAAGCAAAGAAGACAAGAAUGCCCUGAAGAAAGCCAAGUUGGAAGGUGAUCUUCAUGAGACUCUUCUUGAUAGAAGAGAGAAAAUGAAGUCUGAUCGUUAUUGCAAAUAAUGACUGUUGGGAACUGCAUGAGCAUGUAUGUAUGGAUCAGGAAUGAAAGUCCUUUUUCU